AAUUGUAGGCCUUGAAGUUUCGUCUAGUGAGGUUGGGCCCGAUCCUGGAGGGCCCUGCAGGCCGUUCUGAGUUUAGAUGUGAUGCUGCUGGUUAUAGCAGGCCGGUAGAGGGGGUUUAAACAUAGGAGCAGUGUGCCCUAGAAAGAUCUCUCUGGCUGUUGGGCUAGGCCCAACUGAGUCUUUGGAAGUAAGUUCGGAGAGGAAGUGGCUGUAGCACCUAGAAUGAGAAGUUUCGUGGAACUGUGGCUGCUCGGACACUCGGCCGAGCCUGGCACAGAGGGACUUUGAUAAAGGCUUGACCUGCAUAGAGUUGAGCCCAUGCAGAAAGUAGCAGGAUCUAGACCAGACUUGAAAUGCUUUCUUGUGGUGUGACCACCGAGUGACCUUAGUCCCUUUCCUCUCUCCAGCUUCCUUUCCCUACGUGUGUCAUAAAGUGAGUGCUAAUUCCUCUCCUGCAGGUGACAGAGAAAUCCUGCAAGGGAAGUUUCGGUCCAUCCUCGGUUUAGAGCCCGCCUGUAGCUCCCCAGAGACUUAUCCCCUGAGCAUCCCAGCCCUCCCGAUUUGACCCGUUUGCCUUCUGUGCUCCUCUUUACACCCCUCCCCCCCUCCUGUCUUGGACCUGUGCUUUUGUUGUUUUUUACCCCCACCUUCCCCCUCUGAACUUGCCUUGAGGCUGCAAGUUUUUCACCCCUACCUUCCUCCUCUGAACUCACUUGGCCUCCUGUUUAGUAUACCUUUCUUAAGUAGUGAUGUUCAGCCUUUGCUAGAAUUAUGUAUUCAGGUCCUAUUUCUCUUCCAGAUUGUGAGUUUCCUGAGAGCAUGGGUGUGUCUUACUCCUUCCAAAGCCCCUACAGGGCCCGGCACAGGGAAGAGAAAUCCGGUGUUUCUUAAGAUGGCCUGAUAUGAAAGAGUCACACCUCCAGCCUCCACGAACCCCCAGAGCUGCCCCGUGGCUGCCUUGUCCUUCAAGUGCAGGAGCCGGUUGAAGUGUCGGGAAUGGAAGCCAAUGUGACCAUCCCAAUCUGGCAAAACAAGCCCCAUGGGGCUGCUCGAAGUGUAGUGAGAAGAAUUGGGACCAACCUGCCCCUGAAGCCAUGUCCCCGGGCUUCCUUCGAGACCCUGCCCAACAUCUCUGACCUGUGUCUGAGGGAUGUACCCCCAGUCCCUACUCUGGCUGACAUCGCCUGGAUUGCUGCCGAUGAAGAGGAGACAUAUGCCCGGGUCAGGAGUGACACACGGCCCCUGAGGCACACCUGGAAGCCCAGCCCUCUGAUUGUCAUGCAGCGCAAUGCCUCGGUGCCCAACCUGCGUGGGUCUGAGGAACGGCUCCUGGCCUUGAAGAAGCCAGCCCUGCCAGCCCUAAGCCGUACCACAGAGCUGCAGGAUGAGCUGAGCCACCUGCGCAGCCAGAUUGCUAAGAUAGUAGCAGCCGACGCAGCUUCGGCUUCAUUAACGCCAGAUUUCUUAUCUCCAGGAAGUUCAAAUGUUUCUUCUCCCUUACCUUGUUUUGGAUCCUCAUUCCACUCUACAACUUCCUUUGUCAUUAGUGACAUCACCGAGGAGACCGAGGUAGAGGUCCCUGAGCUUCCGUCAGUUCCCCUGCUUUGUUCUGCCAGCCCUGAAUGUUGCAAACCAGAACACAAGGCUACCUGCAGCUCAUCUGAGGAGGAUGACUGUGUCUCUCUGUCCAAGGCCAGCAGCUUUGCAGAUAUGAUGGGGAUCCUGAAGGACUUCCACCGCAUGAAGCAGAGCCAAGACCUGCACCGGAACUUACUAAAGGAGGAAGACCCUGCCGUCCUGAUCUCCGAGGUCCUGAGGAGGAAGUUUGCUCUGAAGGAGGAAGAUAUUAGUAGAAAAGGAAACUGACAGAACUCAGCUCUGCAAAUUCAGUCUCAUGCUCCUGGAAUUCCUUCAGUAGCUGCCUUCCUCACCACAGACCUUUCUGCCUCAGUUAGAAAUACUUUUGCAGAGGUCUUGCGGAAAGCUAGAGCUCAGACUGAAAGCGAAAAGCUGGAUUAUGCUUCCUUUGCUUCAAACCUUAGCAGAAGCUAAGGAGUGGUUUGCACUGACACUUGUUCCAGUAAAUGUAUAGGUUGGAAUGUCUCCGUCUAAAGGAGGAGAUAGAAGUUUGGCUUUUCCUGCCUCCGUGUGAAAAUCACUUCUAAAUGAAUGGCUUACUUCACUGCAUUAGACCCCAUAACUGGUCUCACCGGACACUUUGUGCCCAGCUAUCACUCUCCGCGGAUUCCUUGCAGCAGAGCAGGGCUGAGGGGAGGGGGGCUGGUUUGUACGUGUUGACAGGGCAAGGAAAACCUUAUGCUGCUCCAUCGUAAACGGACACCAGUGCCCAGCAAUCACCCUCUUCCCCCUUCCCCAGUCCAGCACCUAGAUACAGGUCACACCUCUGGACCAGCUGACACUUGGGCUGCUGCUGGGAGGCCUGGGCUGCUUUUUUCUUACAUAUAUUUUUUAAUACUCUACAACGAGAUCUACCCUCCCAGGGCCUGGGCCCUCAUGGGUUCCACUGAUUGGAAAGGUUUUCUCUUCCAUGGACUUUAGUUUAAGCCCAGUAGGAAGGAGAAAUGGGGAGGAUAAAAGAGUACCAUCCUUCUUCCAGGCCCUUGAUUGCCCCUUUGCAUUGGGCCAAGGUUUGUACCUUCCACACCAUGCAUGACUCAGACGCCCUCAGGUCCCUCUCUCUGUGGUAUGUGUCCUGUGUUUGGGUUGAAGCACUGCCUGACAUUAAAUGAAGGAUAUGGAGAGAUACUGCAUCUGCUGUUUGUCUGAGUUGGGACCACGUUGUAUCCCCCAUGGGUAUAGGAUUCCUGUUCAUUUUAAGGUAUGUGAACUUUCACAAAAAGAGGCUUCCCCUCUUUUCUUAUGAAGUCCUGCCUAUAAAAGAAAACUUCUGUAGGGAGCCUCUCUUGCCCUUCUGUAGGGAUUUUACCCAAACUCUUAAAAGUAGUUCCAUCUUACGGCUUGCACACUUGCCCUCUAGAGGCGGUUUAAGCCUCUUACGACAGCCAGCCUGUGGGUAACGUCUCGGCUAGAACAGAGGGGUUCGGGUGGGACCCGGCAGUGACAGAGCAUAUGCUAUUAAAAAGUUGUUUUCCUAGAAAUAAAAUGGUAAUGUUUUAAUUA
Suricata suricatta (meerkat) is the source of this 3141-nucleotide messenger RNA. RefSeq names its product mitochondrial fission regulator 1 like (gene MTFR1L). Gene Ontology annotation, cellular component: mitochondrion. Lineage: Eukaryota; Metazoa; Chordata; Mammalia; Carnivora; Herpestidae. The record is from RefSeq and is a predicted model, not a curated record. The transcript is spliced from 7 exons. Bases 997 to 1866 code for a protein of 289 amino acids. Gene Ontology annotation, biological process: mitochondrial fission; aerobic respiration.